GGGUAGUCGCUAACAAACUAGUACUCACUGGCGACUCACGUGCGAGUGUGUUCAUACAGUUGGGCGAGGUACUCGAAUACAGUAUUGUUGUUGUGUACAAGGUGUUGAAUAAAACUUUGGCAGCCUGCCAGUGCUCAGUCAAGCGAAGGUCGUGAAGAGUGCGGAAGUGUUGGAAUUCGAGUGUCCAAACGAGCCCUUACUUGCCAAAAUUAGAAUUUUAUUAUAUCGUUUUGUUUGGUGUCGAUUGCUGCGUCAGUAAGACAGAUAGGGGACGCCGACCGUGGCGGCACGGCAAGUGAAGUGUGAUGGUGUGAAGGAUGCAUUUACCGUACGAGUCCCGAGGCCGUCGGCGGCGUGAGAUGGCUGAGCUGGAACCUUGGUGGCUGCAGUCCAUCGUUGAUGAGACUCUAGCCGAGUACCCUGAUCUAGUAAGAACGGGCAGUCCAGACUACAUGUGCUCAAUGCUGCCUCAACACUGGAGGUCGAACAAGACCCUACCGGGAGGGUUCAAGGUCGUGGCCCUAGGUGAAGUUCUCGACGGUACCCUGGUCACUGUCAGGGCUGGCAACGACGAGAACUGCUCCGCGGAACUUAGAAACAAUUCGGCGGUGAUGAAGAAUAGGGUUGCCAAGUUUAAUGACUUGAGGUUCGUCGGGAGAAGCGGGAGAGGGAAAAGCUUCUCCUUAACAAUAACAAUAUCAACGAACCCACCUCAAGUAUGCACCUACCAAAAAGCCAUCAAAGUCACUGUUGAUGGACCUCGGGAGCCACGCUCCAAAACUAGUACAAAUGCGUCGCCGCACCAAAUCCGGUCCUUCGGCCUGCAGCGAUCCCUAAUCACGUGUGACAGCGCGUCCCUAGCUCUGCGAGAGAUGGACUAUAAGACCUCCUCUGUGAGGAGCCUCCGGUCCCUCUCCCAUGAGGAACGAGAGUACAAGACUAACGCCAACCUGCCUGCUGGAGAAACCAGCGGGAAUAUCCUGGGAGCAAGCGAAUGGAACACGGGGUACCCUUCAACGGCUUCCAUGUACCCUGCGUACGCGCCGCUACAACCACCUUAUUACAAACCAGAUCCUACUAUACAUAUACCUGCAGUGUUACCUGAAAUCCCGCUUGGCCAUACAGAGUACACUGGCUUCCAACCAACCACGACAGGCUUCGUGAAAGGCAGUCCAAGCAGCACAGGAGCUGCGCUCACCGAGCUCAACUCACCUCCAGCGAUGCCGGCACAGCGAUACGACGCCAACUACUACAACUCGUGGCCAAACAACACCUACAACUACAAUAACUAUCAAUAUAAUAGCAUUAACAACAAUCCAACCUGCAUACAGUCACACGCACCGUACAACCCCCAGAUGAUCCUCCCGAACCUUUACUCUACAGUCAACCAAAACCAAAUACAUGUCCAUCUACACAGUUCUGGAGAUAAGCACAACAUAGAACAAUGUUUUCCCAGCGAAAUUAAAAUCAGCGAUAUAGACGGGGGCAUCUCUAUAACCACGGAGCUACAGGGAGCUGGCGAGGCCAGUGGUAUGGUCCAAAGCUGUGAAGGCAACGACGAAGUGAAACAUGGCCUCUAUGGUGCGGGAAACCAAGAAGUUUGGAGACCAUAUUGAUAUUCCGUUCCAAUUGUGAACAAAAACUUUAUAUUGUAUAUAUUGUGAUAUACUUAAAUCUAUUUUAUGAUUCUUAAUAAGAGAUGUGUCGACUGUUAACCAGCCGAUCGGUGCCUACUAAGUUAUAUUUUCUACGGCACAAUGCAGCACCUCAUACCAUACUAUGUACUUAUUUCUGAAAAUUCAAGGGGCCUUAUCCCACUAUAUUUUAUUUUCUAUUUCACACAAUCUGUUCUUUCUAUAUCGCCAUUAUGCCUG
Spodoptera exigua (beet armyworm) is the source of this 1874-nucleotide messenger RNA. Lineage: Eukaryota; Metazoa; Arthropoda; Insecta; Lepidoptera; Noctuidae. The record is from the annotation of a GenBank genome assembly.